Messenger RNA from Desarmillaria tabescens, 600 nucleotides. RefSeq lists its product as uncharacterized. NCBI's taxonomy places the organism in Eukaryota, Fungi, Basidiomycota, Agaricomycetes, Agaricales, Physalacriaceae. Gene Ontology annotation, cellular component: PcG protein complex; transcription regulator complex; chromatin. The transcript has 2 exons. Bases 1 to 600 code for a protein of 199 amino acids. Gene Ontology annotation, biological process: regulation of transcription by RNA polymerase II. The record is from RefSeq and is a predicted model, not a curated record. Gene Ontology annotation, molecular function: RNA polymerase II cis-regulatory region sequence-specific DNA binding; DNA-binding transcription factor activity, RNA polymerase II-specific.
AUGGACGGUCCUCACGACGGCAGGGAACGAAAGCAUGCGUGUACAAUGUGCCAUAAGCGCUUUGACAGGCCGAGUACGUUAAAGAAACAUCUUUUGGUGCAUACAGGAGAGAAAGCAUAUCAAUGUGAAACGUGCGGACGACGCUUUGGUGUUGCGUCCAACUUGAAUCGGCAUGUCAAACGCUGCAUUCUGAAACCAGUUAAUGCUUCUUUACCGGCUUUGGCGGCGGCACGCUCGUCGGGAACGCCUUCUCCCACGCCUCCCACGCGCUCCUCGCCGUCUUCUCAGGCAAAACGUCGGCGUCGCGCUCCUUCACCCACUGUCUGGAUUCCAUAUUCUUUGCGCGCCUAUAACGUCGUUCUCUCAGGGCACGUUUCCUGUCCUGCUCUUCCCGUCUCACCUAGUCCCUACGACGAGCGAGACUCCUACGAUCCACAAGUGGGGGCGACCCCCUACCAUCCCAAAGACUGGGCAUGGAAGCCUAGGCUCCCAGGACCGGCCGUUAUUUUGGGGGUCGGAUUUGGAGUGGGAUUGAAAGAGGAAUGGGAGGAAAGUGCGGGGAUGGGGUGGGGGGUCAUCGGUCGGGUGGCGGUAUACUAA